GGUGAGACCGAGGUCCCGUCGGUCGCCGUCACUAAGUCUCCCAAAGGAUCUGGCCUGGACGGGCUGGAGGUCGAGCCCGACUCCUACGACGUCCCCCUCGACCUCUCCUCGGACGAGGAGUACCUGAGCGUGGAGGAGGCCGACCCCUCGCGAGCCACCCGACUCAAGAAAUCGGUCGUGAAGAGCACCGAGACCCUGAAGGCCGCCUUCUCCAAGGAGAACAUGAGCAAAACCAAAGGCAACCUGGGCACCAAGUUCCACAACCUGGGCGAGAAGGUCAUGCCACCAGAGCGGAGGGACAAGAUGCACCAGGCCGGCGAGCGGCUGAAGCAGUCCGGCGAGCGGCUGAAGGAGAACAUCGCCAAGAAUGCGCCGAACAAAGAGACCUUCCGCAUCAAGCUGAAGAAGGAGAGAGCCGUCGCCGAGGGCCAGGAGGGCGCCGAGGCCGAGCUCCACAACCAGGCCCCGGUGGAGGAGAAGCCGGUCGCUUACACCGAGGUCGCAAUGGAAACCAAGAGGGAGGGGCCGGUGGAGGAGGAGGCCGGCGCCACCCGGAUAGCUGAAGAGGAUUACAGGAAGUAGAUCGGAUCGGACACGAAAGUGGAGUCGGGACUAUGGAGAAAGCACGUGAAUGCUGAGGAUUUAGAGAGGUCUGUGAUUGGUCGACAUUGAUGAUGGACUAUUUAUUUUUGCUAGAAUGUUUUAAAAUGGAAGAAGUGGAAGAUACGACACUGGUUAUUUAUGAAAAUGUAUUUUCAGGGUGUUGGUUCAACUCUGUCAGAUGUUAUCUGUUGACAGGUUUUAACAAUCAAAUGAUUUAAACACCUUGACAUGAAUUCACUAAGAAAAACUAUUUCAGAGAUGUGAAGAUGGUUCCCAGGUAACCAGGGUCACAGUGCACAGUGAGGUUUAUCUGGAAGGAAAAGAAGGAUGAUGAAUGUUGAUCUUUCACCUGGAUGUACAUAUAAUAUUGAACAUACUGCUAAAAUGGGGGGGAGGUAAAAACACAGAUUUGGUGGGUGCAGGACUCAGCUGGUCUCUGAGACGCCCAGAGAGGAAACACAACAACAACGUCAGACUGGUUUCUGUGUGCAAAAUGACAGGAAGGAGACUAAACUUUGACGUGCUUAAAAGCAGCACCAGCGAUCGCUUAGAUAGAGAUUCAACAAAGUCAGGGACUUCAUUACCCAGCAUUCAUUUGAUAAACGCUGAAACAAUGAGAAGUUCACGGGGCAGAGAGUUGGUCAUGGAGGGCUAGAAUACGGGUUAGCAGUUAGCAGAUUAGCAUUAAAUUACAGUUACUUAAAUAAAAGAGCAAUAGUCAGAAUGAACUGCUUUGUUUCACUGCAGCCGAACAUCCACCAACACAAAACAUACUUUAUGUUUCUGUCUUACAGCAACGCUUUAGUGGCCACGUUUCUGUCACCGUUUAUCAUGAAUGUAGUUCGUUUGUUUAUUUGUGUAGCGUCUUUACACAACAGUGCAAUUCAAAGUGCCUAUUUAUAAGUCAAAUAGAGCACAUAGACACAAGAAUAAAACACAUUAAACACCUUUAAUUGAAUAAAACGAAGUGGCCAGUUUUGAUUAGUCAGCUGUUUCCCCAACUGGUCGUUGUAGCCUCGGUGGACGUUUCACCGGAACUUUUUCAAUCUCUUGAGUAAAUGUAUAAAGUGGACGAAGGUUCAAAGGUCUGGAACCGGCUGCUUUAGGAGGACUUUAUUCAAAUGUAAUGAAAACAUGAAUUCAGAGGUUAGCAUUGACGUGAAUGCAUCGAACGUCUCUCAACCUCCUCAACU
Molecule: messenger RNA, 1796 nt
Organism: Anarrhichthys ocellatus (wolf-eel)
Lineage: Eukaryota; Metazoa; Chordata; Actinopteri; Perciformes; Anarhichadidae
Product: caveolae-associated protein 4a-like
Exons: 1
Biological process (GO): regulation of gene expression
Cellular component (GO): cytoplasm; caveola
Source: RefSeq, a predicted model, not a curated record